Molecule: messenger RNA, 234 nt
Organism: Dibothriocephalus latus
Lineage: Eukaryota; Metazoa; Platyhelminthes; Cestoda; Diphyllobothriidea; Diphyllobothriidae
Source: the annotation of a GenBank genome assembly
AUGGGAUCAAAGGAGACGAAAGAGCUGAAUUACCAGGCCCUAGAAGCGCACAACCAGUUGCGCGAACGUCACGGCGCUCGGCCAUUAAAAUACAGCAAACGGUUGGCUUCAGGUGCCCAGUCUCACGCCAAGUACCUAGCAAGCCACGGUUUGUUCGAGCACAGCAAGUGCAACAAGUACGGCGAAAAUCUUCUCGUCCGCAAGGGUCCAGUGAAUACUCAAUUGACAGGUUAG